Messenger RNA from Sphaerodactylus townsendi, 4911 nucleotides. RefSeq names its product gem nuclear organelle associated protein 5 (gene GEMIN5). Lineage: Eukaryota; Metazoa; Chordata; Lepidosauria; Squamata; Sphaerodactylidae. The coding region runs from base 101 to 4621 and encodes 1506 amino acids. Gene Ontology annotation, molecular function: protein binding. The record is from RefSeq and is a predicted model, not a curated record. The transcript has 28 exons.
UGCAGCAGGCGCUCUACGGCUAUAAGUGGUGAUGGGCGGUUCUCGGUUAGCCUAGUGGAGGUAUAACGUGCGUCUGCCUUGCAGGAGAGCUGAGCGGCUGAUGGCUGCGGAGCGGGUGGGAUCAGCCGAGCGGGUGCUGCCGGCCUCACCUAACUGGUACUGCAGCCGCUGCAGUGACGUCUCUCAGGAUGGCCGGCUCUUUGGUUUCGCGGCUCGCAAUAACAUUUGUCUCCUGGAGAUACGUUCAGGCGUGCCAGCCUUUCACGGUGAGAUAGUGGGCCACACUGAGAGAGUUUCUGGUUUCUCAUUUUGCCACUACCCUGGUCAGAGCAACUACUGUGCCAGCAGCUCUGAUGAUGGAACUGUGAAAAUAUGGGAUUUGCAGACCCUGGCUUCUAUAAAGGAACAUGCACUGCAUCAGAAUACAAUUUCUGCAUUGCACUGGUCACCCCAGGUGAAAGAUUUAGUUGUGUCUGGUGAUGAGAAGGGAAUAGUGAUUUGCUACUGGCACAAUCGAAGUGACAGCCAAAAGUUCUUUCCAGAACCCAGGACUAUAUUUUGUCUCACUUGUUCUCUACACCAUGAGAACUUGGUGGCCAUUGGCUAUAAAGAUGGGAUUGUAGUUAUAAUUGACAUCAGCAGGAGGGGAGAAGUUGUUCAUCGCCUGAGAGGCCAUGAUGAUGAAAUACACUCCCUGGUCUGGUGCCCUGUGCUUGGCGAAGAAGGUCUUGGCAGCCGGCAAGAAGAGGGCCAAGAAGAUGCUAUUAAUGGAUGUCUGUUGGAAGACACAGCUGCAACAAAAGCCUGUUACUUGGCUUCGGGAAGCAAAGAUCAGACCAUCCGUGUGUGGAGUUACACUCGAAGCAGAGUGGUGAUGACUCUGAAGUUGCCCUUUUUAAAAAAGAGAGGUAGAACCAUUGAGUCUGCUGUCAAGGAGCGCCUUUGGUUGACUGUGCACUGGCCCCGAACCCAGCCCACACAGAUUUUCUCCAGUUGCUUUGGAGGUGAACUGUUGCAGUGGAAUUUGGCCCAACCUGGGAAACAGAAGUGGGUGAUUCUAGGGCCUUCAUCUGAAGGACAAAACCACUCUAGAAUAGUGUUCAACUUGUGUUCUCUACAGUCAGAAGGCAGAGAGCUACUUCUGUCCAUUUCAAUGGAUAGAGAUGUGAAGUGUUGGGACCUAGCCACUUUAAACUGCUGUUGGUCAAUGCCCUCUCUUGGGGGUUUUGUUUAUAGUCUGGCAUUUUCCCCAGUGGAUUCCGGCUGCCUUGCUGUGGGAGUUGGAGACAGCAUGAUACGGGUGUGGAACACCUUGUCAAUAAACAAUCACUAUGAUGUGAAAACUUUUUGGCAAGCCAUUAAAUCCAAAGUCAUGGCUUUGUCCUGGCAUCCAACUAAGGAAGGCAGUUUAGCUUUUGGGACAGAUGAUGGGAAAGUUGGCGUGUAUGACACUUAUUCUAACAAGCCACCACAAAUCUCUAGUUCCUACCACAAGAAAACGGUGUAUGUGGUAGCCUGGGGACCUCCUGUUCCGCCAUUGUCUUUUGGAAGAGAUGGUGACAGACCUUCAGUAACCUUAUAUAGCUGUGCAGGAGAAGGAAUUAUCUUCCAACACAAUCCUUGGAAACUUAAUGAGGAAGCCCAUGACAUCAAUAAAGUUAUCCGAGAAACAAAUGCAAUCACACACAAAUUACCAGCUCACACAGAAAUCAGCUGGAAACCAGAUGGCAGUAUCUUGGCUAUUGGGAACGAAGAUGGAUCAAUUGAAAUAUUUCAGUCUCCUGAGCUGAAACUGCUGUGCACCAUCCAGCAACACCACAAACUCAUCAAUGCCAUUCGUUGGCAUCAUGACCAUGCGAUACAGCCAGAAUUGAGUUACAUGAUAGCUUCUGGCUCAAACAAUGCUGUUAUUUAUGUGCAUAACAUCAAGAAUGUAAUAGACAGCUCUCCAGCAAGGCCUGUGACAAUAACAGAGCCCUUCCGUACUCUGGCAGGGCAUACAGCCAAGAUCACUAGCUUGUCUUGGAGCCCACACCAUGAUGGCAGACUUGUCUCUGUUUCUUAUGAUGGCACUGCUCAGGUUUGGGAUGUUCUAAAGGAAGAGCCUUUGCACAAUUACAGGGGACACCGAGGCCGCUUACUGUGUGUGCAGUGGUCACCUGUGGAAGCAGACUUUAUUUAUACAGGAGCCGAUGACUUCUGUGUUCAUAAAUGGGCACCUGAGAAGCAGGAAUACAGCCGCCCGCCCCAAGGUAAGAAGGGCAUUGAGCUGGAGAAAAAGAGAAGUUCUGCACCCAAACCAAAAGCCAAGAAAAAGAAAAAGCCUUUGGGGAAAGUGCCUUCAGUGCAGGACAUUUCAGUGAAUGGUGGUGAGGAUGCCACAGAGUCUCUGUUAGAGGAGAAUGGGCUGUCGGACCAAGAGGGAGAAAAGGAACAAGAGGAACUAACUGGGAGACUUUCCACAGAAGUCCACAAGGAUUCGCCAGUAUGUCAGCCACUUGCUUGCACACCAGACAUUCCAAAACUUCCUGUGAGCUUUAGAACCCCUCCAUUGAGGAAAGAUCAUAUCAAACCAGGGUCAGAAUCUUCAAUGAAGAGGAAAAAGCCACGCUCCAUCCUGCCUCUCAGCAGUUCUAUGGACCAGAGGUCAAAAGAGGAACUGUACCAGGACUGUAUGAAACUAGCAGCUUGCUUACAUUCCAAAGAUCAGGAGGAAGAUUCACCCUCUCAUUCAGGGGAUCAUGUCCACUUGGGGCUGUUCACCGAUAGACCUUCAUUAUACAGAUUGAUAGAGGCAGAAGGAAAAAGCCAUUUAGAGAAUGGACACCCAGAGUUAUUCCAACAACUUAUGGUCUGGAAAGGAGAUCUGAAGGGUGCUCUCCAAUCAGCGGCAGAAAGGGGAGAGUUGACAGACCAGCUAGUGGCUCUCUCACCAAUGGCUAGCUAUCAAGCCUGGGUGUGGGCUGUUGAAGCAUUUGCAAAGCAGCUGUGUUUUCAGGAACAAUACGUCAAGGCGGCCUCCUAUCUCCUCUCUCUCCAUAAAGUGUAUGAGGCUGUGGAGUUGCUGAAGUCGCACAGUUUUUUCAGGGAAGCCAUUGCAGUUGCCAAGGCUAGGCUGCGUCCUGAAGAUCCAGUCUUAAAAGAUCUCUACACCAGCUGGGCAGCAGUACUGGAAAAGGAUGGCCAUUAUUCUCUGGCAGCCAAAUGCUACCUGGGAGCUGCCUCUCCGUAUGAUGCAGCCAAAGUGCUGUCUAAAAAGGGAGACUCCACAUCUCUAAAAGCUGCUGCUGAGCUGGCUUUGACUGCUGGGGAGAAGGACCUAUCAGUGACAUUUUCCUUGCGGUGUGCCCAGGAGCUUUUGUCUGCCAAGAACUGGGUUGGGGCACAAGAAGUUCUCCAGCAGCAUGAAUGCUUAUUGGUCAGGGGACACAGAUUGGUGUUCUGUCUUAAUGAGCUGCUUCACAAAUGCCUUAGUGAAAGGAAUCCAGUGAAAAACAGAAGUUUAUCUGUACCUUGCUACAACAGCUGGGUAGUGAGACAAGACUGCCCCUUUAUAGAAAUGGUGACUACUAUAUGGCACAGCAUAUUUGGUGUGCAUACUCCUGAACAAGCACAGAACAUGUUUGAACAACUACAGAUUAUUCAGCAUCCUCCUGCUACAAUCAACACUCAUCUCAGACAGCUCCUGUUCUACGUGUCCCAUGAACUGACCCUAGCACUUCUGAGCCAUCUGACUGCUUCCUGGGAAGAGGCAGUAAAAGCCAUUCUUGGAGCUGUGACCCGGAGCUAUGAUGCUGGAAAUUUUACUCUUAUGCAGGAGAUCUGCAACAUCAUCCUUCCUAGAGGUUGUGAUUAUCUGAGAGAAAAACUAGACAGCACAGAUGUGCAGAGCUUGGCAGCAUACAGGAGUUUACAGGCGUUUGUGGCUUAUGGGCAACUAUACAUACUGUGGUGGUAUCUCCCUGAUGAUUCCCUUGUCUCAGAAUACCCAAAGCUUACCUCUGAGGUGUGCAGUAAUAAGCAGUCCACUCACUAUUGCCAAAGCAAUUGUUCAAGACCAUUUGCAGAAGGUAUUCAUGACUCUGAUGCCAGGCCUGAAGAAUUUCCCAAAGAAGGCAAUAAUGGUACUUGCUCAGAAGUAGAUUCUUCACCUGACUCAAGCCUAUUAAAGGAGAGACAAGUGAAACUAAGAAACUGUGGAGUGCUGCUUUCUGAAGAACAUGCUGCAGUCCAGAGUGUGCAGCGGGAUAUCUCUAGAGUUCAGCAAACUUUAGCCGACAUGAUUUGCCAACAUAAGAAAAAAAACCUUCAGGAUUUGGAGGGAACACAGCUUUUACUACAAAGCCAGAGUCAAAAUACAAAUGAAGUCAGUGAGCUGAUUUCUCUACCAGAUCUUUCAAAACAACUUACAGAAGCAAAUCAGAAACUAGCAGAGUUUCCAGCUAGUCUAAAGGAUUCGCCUUUCCCAGAUGUCCUGGAGUGCUGCCUGGUUAUGCUUCAUGUAGGAGCCCAGUGGGGAGUAGAUCUGGAUCCAGAGCUGCAGGAACAGUGCUUGCGUCUUCUUCAGAAUUAUAAAGGAACUGACAUAUAUGAAGGGGCUUGUAGGAAGUUCUUCACAUGAAUCUUUACUUUCCUAUCAAAUAACUUUUUCCCUUAAUGUGAAGGAUUAGUUGUGAAUAUUAAUUUCAUUCUAGAAUGGAUGAAUAAAUGCAAGUGGCUAUUGUUACACAGUCACAUUGGUCAAUAACUUUUCAAAGAAUUCACAUCCUUUUUCAAUAUUGUGUAACUGUUGAUCUUGUAAGGAGAAUAAUAGAGGCUUUCAUACAAUAUUUUUGUGCCCAGUCAGCCUAUCCUUUGAGUUGCAGAAGGCUGUGGAUGACAUAACCAAUAAAUAAAAUGUAAUGUAAUAAA